This is a messenger RNA of Penicillium angulare, 891 nucleotides long. RefSeq lists its product as uncharacterized. The record is from RefSeq and is a predicted model, not a curated record. Bases 1 to 891 code for a protein of 296 amino acids. The transcript has 3 exons. Lineage: Eukaryota; Fungi; Ascomycota; Eurotiomycetes; Eurotiales; Aspergillaceae.
AUGCCUGGCUUCGACGACUUCGGUCAGGGCGUGGCUCUGUCCGUUCCGGUUGUGUUUGUCAUAACCGCUGGUUAUUUCGUUUCAGUUCUUUAUCAACGGGGACUUGAGGCUCUCAAGCAUAGCGACAGUCAUCCGGGCACUGGUGGUUCUGUGAAUACUUCUGAGGUUGUUCGUCCUCUCGUGCGCACAUUUGAUCUGCAGCAACCGCUUUACGAGACGGUGUCCGACGAUGGGAGCGACGACUCAGUCGUUACAGUAGUCCCAGCCCCAGAAACUUACUCGCAAGCAGUUACUCGAGACCCACCCCAGACCGUCGUUCGACUUAUAGCUCAAGGUAGACGCAUGGUCACCCUUUUAGAGGGACGAACAGAGGGUAGCUCACUAACAUGGAAAGAACUCCAGUCGUUACUUGAAUAUAAUCUUCCCGGGGGGGGGGGGGGGGGGGGGCUAAAGAACUUGUCAAUGAGAGAAUGGAAUCUUGAAUUCGGUGCUCGCGGUCACAUUGAUGUCCGUACAGCACCAGGAAUUAGAGUAAUCGACGAUCUUUUCCGAGCCCAAGGUUCUAAACAGCCCCAUGUUAGCUCUUCGCUCGCUGUGCUUUAUGAACGAGACCAGACCAGUACCAAUACCCUACGUUACAUUUGCGUUAGCGAUAUCGACAAUCGGAACACAUGUGGGUUUUUGGAGACGCUUGGUCGUGGUCCACGUAUUAUACGCGAUCGAAGGUCGCAUGAGUUUUUGGCGGUUAUGGGUACCCGGAUCGGUCGUCUCGUCGGCUAUACUGUCAUUGAUGCUUUCCCGGUUCGGAAGCGUUUUAUCGCUGCCAUUCACGUCCUCUAUAUCAACGACGACGAUACCUGGCACCUCCGGUUCGACAUUGGCCAUGCCUAA